AUGAAAGGAAUAGUCUAUAAGAGUUGUGUGAGAUCAGCAUUGCUGUAUGGGAGCGAGACAUGGUGUUUGAGUGAAAAUGAGUUGGGUAUUUUAAGGAGGACAGAGAGAGCGAUGGUGAGAGUGAUGUGUGGGGUGAAGUUGAUGGACAGAAAGAUAACUGAGGACUUGAUGCAGAUGUUGGGUUUGAGGGAAGCGGUAGAUCGGUUGGCGAAGGCAAAUGGGGUACGUUGGUAUGGGCAUGUGCUGAGGAGGGAGGAUGGGCAUGUAUUAAGAAGGGCCCUUGAUUUAGAGGUGAGCGGUCCAAGGAAAAGGGGAAGGCCAAAGAAACGUGGAAGAUGCAAGUGGAGGAGGAGAGUGGGAAGGUUGGGAUGA
Messenger RNA from Saccoglossus kowalevskii, 372 nucleotides. RefSeq lists its product as uncharacterized. Lineage: Eukaryota; Metazoa; Hemichordata; Enteropneusta; Harrimaniidae. The record is from RefSeq and is a predicted model, not a curated record.